GUUGAGUACAAAAAGCUUGCAGUCUGCUGUGAGAUUUCCUGGAAGAGUUUGAAAACUAUUUAGAGGACUUUGGACACUUUGUUUCAAACAAAGUCAAUUUAUUUUUCUAUACAUGGGAUAGAAAACAAUCUACAUCUAACAGACAUUUCAAGCCAAGACUGUAAAACAUGACAUCUUUUGACGAUGUUUUGGAGGAAAUUGGACAGUUUGGAUUGUUUCAGAAGCAGUUGUUUUUUAUCAUGUGUUUUAUCUCUGCUGUUUUCAGCCCAAUAUAUGUGGGCAUUGUAUUUCUAGGAUUUGUACCUGACUUCAGAUGUAGUAAUCCUGCAGCUAAAGAAUUAAGUAGAAAAUGUGGUUGGAAUUUUGAAAAAGAAAUUAAUUAUACGGUUAUCCUUCCAGAUGACUCUGUGGAUCCUCUAUACUUUAGCCAGUGUUUUGAGUAUGAGACAAACUGGAAUUGGACAUCUAUCUCUUGCACAGACCCAAUAAGGAAUCUAACUUCAUAUAGUAAUAACAACAUGACUGUUACCAGCUGUACUAAUGGUUGGGUGUAUGAUACUACAGGAUCAUCCAUAGUAACAGAGUUUAAUCUUGUGUGUGAUGACUCAUGGAAGCUGGACCUUUUCCAGUCAUUUGUGAAUUUUGGAUUCUUCCUUGGCUCUAUGUUCAUCGGCUACAUAGCAGACAGAUUUGGUCGCAAACCGUGUCUUCUAAUUUCUCUCUUCAUCACUGCUGUUUUUGGUGUUCUUGUGGCAUUUGCUCCAACGUAUCCAUGGUUGAUUACCUUUCGCUUUAUUCAGGGCUUAGUCAGCAAAGGUAGUUGGUUGUCAGGAUAUAUUUUGGUUGCAGAGUUUGUUGGCUUGGAUCACAGAAGAACUGUCGGAAUUGUAUACCAAGUUGCAUUUACAGUUGGACUUCUGGCACUUGCAGGCGCGGCUUAUUUCAUUAAUAACUGGAGAUGGCUGCAGCUGGCAGUCACUCUGCCAAACUUUGUGUUCCUGACAUAUUGCUGGUUUGUUCCAGAAUCACCUAGAUGGCUCCUAUCCCAAAACCAGAAAGAUAAGGCCAAUGAAAUUAUCAAGCAUAUUGCUAAGAAGAAUAAGAAACCAAUACCCAAUACUUUACAGCGUCUAACUGCAAAUGAAGACACUGGUGAUAAACAAGUUCCCUCUUUCAAAGACCUUGUCAGAACUCCCCAGAUAAGAAAACACACUUUCAUCCUAAUGUACAUCUGGUUUACGUGUGCUGUCAUUUACCAAGGACUUAUUAUGCAUAUGGGAUCCACUGGUGAAAACAUUUACUUAGACUUUUUUAUCUCUGCUAUGGUGGAAUUCCCUGCAGCUUUUAUAAUAAUAGUUACAGUGGAUCGCAUUGGACGCCGAUAUCCAUGGGCAGUGGGUUGUUUUGUGACAGGUCUGGCCUGCCUUGUUACAGCUUUCAUUCCUGAAGGUUUGCAAUGGCUAAAAGUGACACUAGGAUGUAUAAGCAGAAUGGGGAUUACACUUUCUUAUGAAAUGAUUUGUUUGGUGAAUGCUGAGCUGUAUCCAACUUUUAUCAGGAAUCUUGGAAUAAUGGUCUGCUCAUCCAUGUGUGAUCUGGGAGGAAUAAUUACACCAUUUAUUGUUUAUCGGUUGUCAAAUGUCUGGAAGGAGCUACCACUUAUAGUAUUUGCUGUAUUUGGAACACUUUCAGGAGUUCUUGUUCUGUUUCUACCGGAAACGAAAGGUCAGACUCUACCAGAAACGAUUGAAGAAGUAGAGAACUUGCAGAGAAAAGAAAAAAACCCCAAAAGGAAUACAAUUUAUUUGGAAGUAAUUGCUAAGGAUUAACUCUCACUUGGACAUGAAUGAAUAAAUUAAAUAAAACUGCAUUGUUCUUAUGUUGAAUUUCUGAAUAGAAAUGAAUAAAACGAUAGAAAUUCUUUACAAUUAUAGUAUAUGGACAACGCACAAUGAAAUAUUACGUAAAUCAAGGAAAGAAUCUAUUUCUGACAUGUGUUUCAAAUCUUUCAUCAUCUUCCUCUUUGAGUUAUGAGAUUUGGUAUAACAGAAACAAAUAGUUUAGAGGUUUUAUGUAGUUAUUAGUAACUACUGACAUAUAUAUUGUCCUCUGUGAAGCAAAGAGUCAUUAACAAAACAAAGGGAGCUUCAAAAUCAUAAUAGUAAAAUAGCAAAUAACAGAGAAAAA
Messenger RNA from Rana temporaria (common frog), 2187 nucleotides. Its product is annotated as solute carrier family 22 member 2-like. NCBI's taxonomy places the organism in Eukaryota, Metazoa, Chordata, Amphibia, Anura, Ranidae. Gene Ontology annotation, cellular component: membrane. The transcript has 11 exons. Gene Ontology annotation, biological process: transmembrane transport. The record is from RefSeq and is a predicted model, not a curated record. The coding region runs from base 168 to 1829 and encodes 553 amino acids.